AUGUCAAAUUCAAGUUUAAAACGUAAAUUAGAUUCAUCGAAUGAAGUAAAUACAGUUUCGAAUCGUUCACAAGUAUUAAAUGAUAAAUUAUCACGUCGUCCUGAUCGUCAUCAGUUAGUUGAACAAGGCAUUUUACAUGAUUCGCAUUGUGCACCAAGUCUUCAACAUGCUGAACAAGCUCUCAAACGUGCACGGCUUGCCGACGAGCUGAACAAUCGUCUUUUGAACCGUCCUGGUCCCUUAGACUUAAUUAAACAUAAUAUUCUACAUAUUAACACACCAGAAAGUCAGAAUUUAGAACAAGCGAUUCAAGGAGGACAGAUUCCAUUUAAAAAGACUCCCUAUCGUCGAUCAUUGGUAUUUCAUGAAUAUACAGGCUCGCCAUCGUCUUGCAAACCAAAAGUGACUAAAGUCGAUUCGCUGACAUCAUUGUCAAAUGCUCAUCAAAUUCGAUUAGCACAACAGCAACUCCUUCUCGAAUUAACAGCUGAUAAUAAUGAUGUACAACCAACGGUUUUACCACAGAAGCCCUUGGAACAAAUGACAUUGGCCGAACUUCGAGAAUUGUGCAAACAAUACCAAAUUCCAUCAUCACAUACGAAUAAAACCAAACUAAUCGAACGGAUCAAACAAACACAAGAUAAAAUGCAUAAUAAAAAUGUCUCAACAUCAGACACAAACGCAGUUGAAUUAUCCAAUGCUGAUAUAAUUGCAUCAUUGAAGAUCUCUGAUUUAAAUGAUGAAGACGUCCAAGCAACAUUAUCAAGUUCAGAAUUGGAUGAAAUUCUCCAGUCAAUUCCUUUUAAUCAGACAACAAACUUUGACAUACAAAAUCUUUUAAUCGAUCCGCAAAUAAUCACUAAUGAUGAUCUUUUCGUUGAAAUGUUAUUAAAUAAUGAUUAUUCAUCAACAUCAACAAAUGAGACUGAUUUUCUUUCAGUACCAUCACCUAAUUUACCACGUAUCACAAGUGUUGAUGAAUUCGAUGCCUUCCUACGUGACUUUACUUGUUCUAUUUCGCCACAUCAACAAGAAGUUCUAACCUCGAUCAGUUAA
Messenger RNA from Adineta ricciae, 1056 nucleotides. NCBI's taxonomy places the organism in Eukaryota, Metazoa, Rotifera, Eurotatoria, Adinetida, Adinetidae. The record is from the annotation of a GenBank genome assembly.